ACGAAAGCUGAUGAGUGAUGAGAAAGAUAUAAAUUAUAAAGAGUGUAGGGAAGAGAAAUGAGGAUUGAUUCCUGGCGCGGUUUCAUUUCAGCGCAGGAAGUUGGUGACUCCGUUCAAAUACGUCACCGCUUACGUUUCUGGCUUUGCUCCAUUCCCUUCCAUACACCUGAACCGAUUUAGGUUUACAGUGUUCACUUUCCAGAAGCAUCAUCCAUGGCAGAGAAGCCGAAGCUGAAGCCUCGACGACUGAAAGGUCACGACGACAGCACAACCUGCUGCAUUGCCUCACGUCAACGCUCUCAUGUCAUCGUCACUUCCGGCGAUGAUGGUCGUGUUUGCUGGUUUGACUUGCGAUGCCCUGAUGUGCCGCAACUGGUUAUGGAUGUUAGCGUGGAGCCAGUUUCGUCCUUGUGUUUCAAGUCAGGGAUGGAAGAUAUGAUUUAUGUCUCCUCAGGAAAGGAAAUCAAGUGUUUUGAUGUGCGUUUGGCCACUGCCCAAUGGAAGCCAUUGGAGAAUUACAAUUAUAACAAAGAGGAGAUAAACAAGGUUGUGUGCAACUCGAAGUCCACAUUUCUUGCUGCAGCAGAUGAUAAUGGUGAGGUGAAGAUAAUUGACAUUCGCCAGCAAUGCUUGUAUAAAACUCUACGAGCUGGUCAUACAAGUAUAUGUAGCACUGUGGAAUUCCUUCCUUGGAGAUCUUGGGAAGUCAUUAGUGGAGGUCUUGAUUCAAUGCUCAUGUUGUGGGACUUCUCCAAAGGGCGCCCCUACAAAGCAGUGGAUUUUGCUACAUUUGAUGUGAGUAGUGGCAUUGCUGGCCGGUGUGUCAAUCCUGCUUUUGUUCAUGCAAUAGCAGUUCCGGAAGUUGACAUGCUAGAUAAAUUAGACAAAAUAUGUGCUGUUGCAAGGGGCGAUGGAGCUAUUAAUGUGAUUAACAUUGAAACAGAAAUGGCUGCUACAAGGUCAAAAAGCUCUUCAAAUUCACGAAAAGGAUCACACUCAAAAUCAAAAGAUGGCAGUUCAUCUAGCAAUACAGAUACAGAUCAAAAUGGAAAAAAGAGGUUGCAUUUGGAUUACACUUUGGGUGGCCAUACUGCAGCUAUUUCCUGCCUGGCAUUUUCAUUGUUUGGUGAGAGAGGUAAAUUCCUGAUAUCUGGAGGAAAUGAUAAGAUGGUGAAGGUAUGGAAUUGGUCUCGUUAUUCAGAUGUUGGGUUAAGUGACGGCAACAUCAAUGAUGUCCUACAUUUGAACAUUGAAGUACCUCGAAAAGUCAAUUGGCUGUGUACCACCUCAGCUGAUACAGACAACCUUGUUGUAUGCGACACAUCUAAAGUAGUAAAGGUCUACUCUAUAACAUACACAAGGCUUUCUGCCUGGAUAUACUUGCCUGGGUGCCUGCUUUGCGAUUCUCUCCCUGAUUCAAUGCCUACAGGAACUAAGGUGGUGCUAAACCAAAACAUGGUGCAGUCUGGUGUUCCCCUCUGUAGCACUUGUGGGGAACAAGUGGGACUUAAUGAUAAUGGGGAGGUCUUUGUGGCUUGUCAUGAAUGCAAUUUCCCUAUUUGCAAGGCUUGUUUUGAGCAUGAGAUCAAUGAGGACCAUAGGGUCUGUUUGAGGUGUGGCACUCCCUAUGAAGAGAGAACAAAGGUUGAUGAUUUCCAUGAGAUAGAGGUUCACGAAAAUCAAUCCACAAUGGCUUCCGAAAUCAAUAACUCUCAGGAUGUUGGACACCAUGCUAGACAUGUCAGCACAGCGUCCACGGUUGAUAGUGAGGUACAUGAAGUGCAUGAAGUACAUGAAGAAUCUGGGAAAUCAACCUGGAAAACUAGAGUGGAAAGCUGGAAGGGAAAGGGUAAAAAGAACAAGAAGAAAAAGGCUGAACCUAAUGCAGAACAUGAGGCCACAAUUCCACCAGAGCAGCAAAUGGAAGAAACCAGGCCCAAAGAGGCUGCUGCUGCUGCGCCACUUUCAGUAAUUAUUCCAAUGCCAAAAUCCAAAAUUGCACCAUACAGAACAGUGAUCAUCAUGCGAUUGAUAAUCUUGGGACUUUUCUUCCAUUAUCGAGUUACAAACCCUGUUCAUAGUGCUUUUCCUCUGUGGUUGACAUCUAUCAUUUGUGAGAUCUGGUUUGCAUUUUCCUGGGUGUUAGAUCAGUUCCCUAAAUGGUAUCCCAUCAAUAGGCAAACUUUUAUUGACAAUCUGUCUGCAAGGUUUGAAAGAGAGGGUGAACCCAAUGAACUUGCUGCUGUUGAUUUCUUUGUCAGUACAGUGGAUCCUUUGAAAGAGCCACCAUUGAUCACAGCUAAUACAGUGCUUUCUAUCCUUGCGGUUGACUAUCCGGUAGAUAAAGUAUCCUGUUAUGUGUCUGAUGAUGGUGCUGCAAUGCUCACAUUUGAAUCUCUUGUGGAGACUGCUGACUUUGCAAGGAAGUGGGUGCCAUUUUGCAAGAAGUUUUCAAUUGAACCAAGAGCCCCUGAAUUUUAUUUCUCUCAGAAGAUUGACUAUCUUAAGGACAAGGUGCAACCUUCUUUUGUGAAGGAGCGUAGAGCAAUGAAGAGAGACUAUGAAGAGUAUAAAGUACGGGUUAAUGCUUUGGUAGCUAAGGCUCAGAAAACACCAGAAGAAGGAUGGACUAUGCAAGAUGGAACACCUUGGCCGGGAAAUAACUCACGUGAUCACCCUGGCAUGAUUCAGGUUUUUCUUGGACACACUGGUGCACGUGACACAGAAGGAAAUGAACUUCCCAGGCUCGUUUAUGUUUCCAGAGAGAAAAGACCAGGUUACCAACACCACAAGAAAGCUGGAGCUGAAAAUGCACUGGUGAGAGUGUCUGCAGUUCUCACAAAUGCUCCCUUCAUUCUCAAUCUUGACUGUGAUCACUAUGUUAACAACAGUAAGGCCGUUCGGGAAGCAAUGUGUUUUCUCAUGGAUCCAGAAGUUGGUAGAGAUGUGUGUUAUGUGCAGUUCCCCCAAAGAUUUGAUGGUAUUGAUCACAGUGAUCGGUAUGCCAAUCGCAAUACAGUUUUCUUUGAUGUUAACAUGAAAGGACUUGAUGGCAUUCAAGGACCAGUGUAUGUGGGGACUGGAUGUGUUUUCAAUAGACAAGCACUUUAUGGCUACAGUCCACCUUCUAUGCCCAACUUACCAAGAUCUUCAUGCUGUUGCUUCCCCUCAAAGAAGUCCACCACAGACGUUUACAGAAAUGCAAAGAGGGAAGAACUAGAGGCUGCCACUUUAAAUCUCAAGGAGAUGGACAAUUACGAUGAGCAUGAGAGGUCAAUGCUGAUUUCAAAUAUGAGCUUUGAAAAAACUUUUGGCUUAUCUACUGUUUUCAUUGAAUCUACACUAAUGGAGAAUGGAGGAGUGCCUGAAUCUGCAGAUCCCUCCAUGCUGAUCAAGGAGGCCAUUCACGUAAUUAGCUGUGGAUAUGAAGAAAAGACCGAAUGGGGAAAAGAGAUUGGUUGGAUUUAUGGUUCAGUCACUGAGGAUAUCUUAUCGGGGUUCAAGAUGCAAUGUCGAGGAUGGAGAUCAAUUUACUGCAUGCCUUUGAGGCCUGCAUUCAAAGGGUCAGCACCUAUCAACCUGUCUGAUAGAUUGCACCAAGUCCUUCGAUGGGCACUUGGAUCAGUUGAAAUUUUCCUAAGUAGACACUGCCCCCUCUGGUAUGGAUUUGCUGGUGGCCGUCUCAAAUGGCUGCAGAGAAUGGCUUACAUAAACACCAUUGUCUACCCUUUCACAUCCCUUCCUCUUAUUGCUUACUGUACUCUGCCAGCAAUUUGCCUCCUCACAGGAAAAUUUAUCAUACCAACGCUUUCGAACGUUGCAAGUGUUCUUUUUCUUGGACUUUUCCUCUCAAUUAUAAUAACGAGUGUGCUUGAGCUGCGUUGGAGUGGCGUUAGCAUCGAAGACUUGUGGCGUAAUGAGCAGUUCUGGGUGAUUGGAGGUGUUUCAGCUCAUCUAUUUGCUGUGUUCCAAGGAUUUCUCAAGAUGUUGGCUGGUGUUGACACCAACUUCACUGUGACUGCCAAGGCUGCAGAGGACACAGAAUUUGGUGAACUUUACUUAGUGAAGUGGACUACACUCUUGAUUCCUCCAACAACCCUUAUCAUUGUUAACAUGGUUGGUGUUGUUGCUGGAUUCUCUGAUGCACUGAAUGGGGGGUAUGAGUCUUGGGGACCCCUCUUUGGGAAAGUGUUCUUUGCUUUCUGGGUGAUUUUUCAUCUCUACCCCUUCCUCAAGGGUCUCAUGGGUCGCCAAAACCGCACGCCAACCAUUGUUGUUCUGUGGUCAGUGUUGCUGGCCUCUGUCUUCUCUCUCAUUUGGGUUAAGAUUAAUCCAUUUGUCAACAAAGUUGACAGUGAAACCAUCGCCGACACAUGCAUUGCCAUAGAUUGUUAAGCUAUUGCAUACAAUACAAAUACAAGAAUGCUUUCCUUUAGUUUUUCAAAAUAUGUAUAAAAGGGUGUGCAUAAGGAUAAUUAUUAAUUCUUUGUUGAACUGAA
Cajanus cajan (pigeon pea) is the source of this 4499-nucleotide messenger RNA. The record is from RefSeq and is a predicted model, not a curated record. NCBI's taxonomy places the organism in Eukaryota, Viridiplantae, Streptophyta, Magnoliopsida, Fabales, Fabaceae.